AUGGCGGCAAACCAGAGCAUCAAGGAGCUUCUGGCGGCCGAGACGAAAGCUUCCAAGAUUAUAAGCGAAGCACGUCAAGAACGUGGCGAACGACUAAAACAGGCAAAAUUGGAGGCGGAGGCUGAAAUCACAGCUUAUCGUAAGAAAAUGAAGCAUACAUUUCAGCUGAACAGCAACACCGACCUUUUGGGAAACGACCAGAAUGUAUUGGAAGAGGAGACUCAGCGUGACAUUAAAAAGAUGGAGACCGAGUUCGAGCAGAAUAAGCAGGCAGUCGUUGCCAUGAUGGCACAACAUGCUGUCCGUGUGCAAAUCCGUGUACCUGAGGCACGUAAAGCGUAG
Molecule: messenger RNA, 342 nt
Organism: Peronospora farinosa
Lineage: Eukaryota; Oomycota; Peronosporomycetes; Peronosporales; Peronosporaceae
Source: the annotation of a GenBank genome assembly